Hippopotamus amphibius kiboko is the source of this 1512-nucleotide messenger RNA. It is a transcript of the gene CPA5, whose product is annotated as carboxypeptidase A5. Bases 1 to 1311 code for a protein of 436 amino acids. Gene Ontology annotation, molecular function: metallocarboxypeptidase activity; zinc ion binding. Gene Ontology annotation, biological process: proteolysis. NCBI's taxonomy places the organism in Eukaryota, Metazoa, Chordata, Mammalia, Artiodactyla, Hippopotamidae. The record is from RefSeq and is a predicted model, not a curated record. The transcript is spliced from 14 exons.
AUGCAGGGCUUCCCCGGAGGAAGCGUGGGCCGCAGGCUGUCCCCUGUGGACAGGCAAUCCCUCCUGGUCUGCAGCUUUAUCCUGGCAGUAGCUUUGGGCCAAAUGAAUUUCACAGGUGACCAGGUUCUUCGAGUCCUGGCUAAAACUGAGAAGCAGCUUUCACUGCUCAGGGAUCUGGAGGGCCUGAAGCCGCAGAAGGUGGACUUCUGGCGUGGCCCAGCCAGGCCCAGCCUCCCUGUGGAUAUGAGGGUUCCUUUCUCUGAACUGAAAGACAUCAAAGCGUAUCUGGAGUCUCAUGGCCUUGUUUACAGCAUCAUGAUAAAGGACAUCCAGGUGCUGCUGGAUGAGGAGAGAGAAGCCAUGGCAAAAUCCCGCCGGCUGGAGCGCAGCACCAGUAGCUUCAGUUACUCCUCUUAUCACACCCUGGAGGAGAUAUAUACCUGGAUCGACAACUUUGUAACUGAACAUUCAGAUAUUGUCUCAAAAAUUCAGAUUGGCCACAGCUUUGAAAAUCGGUCCAUUGUGGUUCUGAAGUUCAGCACUGGAGGUUCUCAGCGCCCGGCCGUCUGGAUCGACACUGGAAUCCACUCCCGGGAGUGGAUCACCCAUGCCACCGGCAUCUGGACUGCCGGGAAGAUUGUCAGUGAAUAUGGCAAAGACCGCAUCGUGACAGACAUACUGAAUGCCAUGGACAUCUUCAUGGAGAUUGUCUCCAACCCUGAUGGGUUUGCUUAUACCCACAGCAUGAACCGCUUGUGGCGGAAGAACAAGUCCAGCAGACCUGGAAUCUUCUGCAUUGGUGUGGAUCUUAACAGGAACUGGAAGUCAGGCUUUGGAGGAAAUGGUUCUAACCAUAACCCCUGCUCAGAGACUUAUCAUGGGCCCUCCCCUCAGUCAGAGCCAGAAGUGGCUGCUAUUGUGGACUUCAUCACGUCCCACGGAAACAUCAAGGCUCUGAUCUCCAUCCACAGCUACUCUCAGAUGCUCAUGUACCCCUAUGGCCACUCUCUGGAACCUGUUUCACACCAGGAGGAGUUGCACAGUCUUGCCAAGAAUGCAGCGCAGGCCCUGCAUGCGGUUCAUGGGCUCAAGUACGUUUAUGGCAGCAUCAGCAACACCCUCUAUGUGGCCAGCGGGAUCACUGUUGACUGGGCCUAUGACAGUGGCAUCAAGUACUCAUUCAGCUUCGAGCUCCGUGACACGGGGCAAUAUGGCUUCCUGCUGCCGGCCACACAGAUUAUCCCCACAGCCCAGGAGACGUGGAUGGCCGUUCGGACCAUCAUGGAGCACACGCUGAAUCAUCCCUACUGACAGCACUGCUGAGGGCAGAGCCAGAGGAUGACCCUGGAGGGGACAGUGUUUGAUGUGAAGGAGUGGAUCUCCAGUGGCGGCGUUUCUGGCACCUUGAGCGAGAGAUGUGUCUCCCCAUGAAUCUUUUGCGUGUUUAAUCCUGUCUUAUUGACCGACAGCUUCUUGGAAAACUUGAGAGAGCACAAGCAGGCACCAGGUGCU